AUGCAUACUUCCGUCGUCUCAGCACUCCUCUUUGCCGCGUGUGCCUUUUCCCUUCCCGCAGAGCAAAAGAAGAGCGUUGUCGCUCGCACAGCUCCAGCCACUCCGCUGCUAAUCAGGGGGUGGAAUGUCACCGACCCGACCUGCAAUCUGGACAACAUUCAUGCCCUGGGAUUCAUGGGUCCCAACGAGGACACCUGGGGCAACGGAGGUUGGUACACCACCUACUCCUUGAGUCGCGCUUUAGCCGCCAACGAGACACUCAAUCUAUUCGCCUCAGCUGGUGGUAACAACUGUGGCACAUUCUUGUACUCUGUCCCUGCCGGUACGGCAAAUGGCUGUUAUGAGCUUGGCGACAAUCAGGAAUUCUCUUGUAUGCAGAUGGGUACCCCAGCAUAA
Molecule: messenger RNA, 396 nt
Organism: Letharia columbiana
Lineage: Eukaryota; Fungi; Ascomycota; Lecanoromycetes; Lecanorales; Parmeliaceae
Exons: 2
Coding region: 1-396 (131 amino acids)
Source: RefSeq, a predicted model, not a curated record